AUGGGUGCUGGACAAUCGACUGACGGCGCAAGCAACGGGUCUCCCGAACAGCUAAGCCAUGUGCUUGCCGAGCGUUUUGCAACGAAAUGCUUCACACCGCUGGAACUCACCCAUUUUAAAGACAAUUUCUAUACUCGCGCUGUGGACCAAGCUGGACUUCGCUACUGGAACGAGAAGAUAUUGUCUGACUUUCUUGGGAUACCGGAUGGAGUGGACGGUGGUGCUGGACACGACUCUCCGCUCGAUCCGGGGCCGGUCAUCUUUCGAAUGGUAUCCUACCUAGGGGCGUUUCCGUUCCAGACUACUCUCGCGCCUAGCGUGUUGACUUUUGAGGCUAUGGUGAAAGUGGCCGUGUUGCUCACAGAGAGGUAUGGAAAGGUGCUUAGGCGAGGCCGCCGGGAUAGGAUCAAAUUGCUCUUUGGGAGCCUCGCAGACGUCGGCCGAAAAGAGACCGAGCAGAAAGUGGAAAACGAAUCAUCAGAGGUGACUGAUGAUGCGGCAGCUUCUCAUUCACAUGUUGCUGGCUUCGCGGUUGAUGACCCUGUCAAUGAUGAAGAGUAUGAGGAUGACGAUGAUGAUCUGGUGCUAUCUGCGUUGGAAUCGCUAGAUGCAAUCGAGGUCUUCAAGCAUGAUCAGCGCAUCGACAAGGCCGUCUACGAAGCACGAAUUUCGGUGAACACCUUUCGACGGCUUCUGAUGUUGCUUCUCGUCAUUGCGCCACUGAAACCGCUGGAACCAGUGUCGAGAUAUACUUCGCAUCUAGAGAGUGAACAUCUAGAAGCCGUCCGUAAAGAAGCUGACAGCAUAUUGGCAGCUUUCAGUCCAGAAGAGACUGCAGGCGGAAUUAGUUAUAAAUCAUUCGCCCGGACGAUCUCGGAAACGCUACCAUAUCUAUUUGAUCCCCUGACACCCUUAUUCGAGCAUCUGUUGUUCAGCGAGAACUUGGAUCUUUCUCGGCGGCGGGCCAAUACGAACUCGUCUGACCCAGCUCCUGAGGAAAAAGCAUCUGAUAUGGCACCGUCACCUCCGUCACCCGUCUUACUACAGGGCAGCUUUACUUCCGAAAUCCUCAAUCCGACUGUUUUGUCUCAUCUAUCGUUCUUCUUGUCAGUCAGUUCAUCGAUUCCGAAUCUCUUUUACAGCCGCACCCGGCUGCAUCCGGUAUUCUCAAUUGCAGCCCAUGGGCAGUCUUUGACUUCCUUUUCUCACCAUGUCCUAUCAUGGCAGUCGCCUACACUUCUAUUACUGCGCGGUGCUUUGGCAGAUGACGAUGACGAGAAAUUGAUAACAAUAGGUGUUUAUGUGCCUCAGGCUUGGAAACCUUCCAGCUCUGCUCAGAGUUCAAUCAACCCUUCUGACCCUUCCACGCUUCCCUGUCUCUUCCAGCUAUCUCCUACCCAUGCUGUCUUCAAAGGAAACCCUUCAUCUUCAGCUCAUAAACCGACACAACCCAUAACAUACUUCUCCACAAACACAGGUAUCGCAAUUGGCUGCCAUGUUCCACCUUCAUCUCGCAACAAAGUGUCCAAGCCAACGCCAGAGGGGGCAGGGAGCCUACUGAUCGAUGGAAGUCUCGAAACUGCUGAUCUACAUAUUUCUCUUGAUAAUCGGUCAGGAGCUUUUCUGCCCCCGGUUCCAGAAAACGCUUUCCCAGCGUCAAAGACCAGUAUCAACAUCUACGACCUGGAAAUUUGGGGUCUGGUCCCCGCCCCUGAACCAUCUGCAGACCAGUCCAAACUGGAUGCCAUUGCUAUCCAGCGCUCCAGAUGGGACUUUGAGGCGCGGGAAGCGGAACGAAGGCGCAAUGUGAACACGAAGAUUGGAGGAGCUGCUGAUACGCAAACUGCUAGAGCUCUGCUUGAAAUGGCAGGCAUCAUAGGCGAUUCCGGGAAAGGCGGCGGGAGCGUCUGA
Messenger RNA from Paecilomyces variotii, 1911 nucleotides. RefSeq names its product restriction of telomere capping protein 5. The record is from RefSeq and is a predicted model, not a curated record. NCBI's taxonomy places the organism in Eukaryota, Fungi, Ascomycota, Eurotiomycetes, Eurotiales, Thermoascaceae. The transcript is spliced from 2 exons. The coding region runs from base 1 to 1911 and encodes 636 amino acids.